This is a messenger RNA of Paramacrobiotus metropolitanus, 1448 nucleotides long. RefSeq lists its product as uncharacterized. The record is from RefSeq and is a predicted model, not a curated record. The coding region runs from base 225 to 1289 and encodes 354 amino acids. Lineage: Eukaryota; Metazoa; Tardigrada; Eutardigrada; Parachela; Macrobiotidae. The transcript has 2 exons.
GCUUGCUUUAUUGAUAGGAUUUCGUAGUUAAUAGGUAUUACAUUCUUAUAUCAUAGCCUUACUUGCAUUUUAAACAUACUAGGACAAGUAUAUUUUGCGUAAAUAGUAAAAUAACAUACAACUACUAAUGCCAUAAUUUUUCAUAAAACAACCAAUUCGCAUUGACUGUGUAUCCGUUCUCAGUUUGUUUUACGAGUAUCAUCGAGAUUUCCGUCAGCAACACCAUGAAAUUACUGCUGAUAUUUUCCAUCAGCAUCAUCGUGCUCCAAGCCUUUCCUGCAAAGGGGGGGCAAGUGGAUCUGGAAACCGACUGCAACACCGUCCCGAACGUCACACAACCGACUGCUCUGGAGCCGAUAACGUUUUCGUUUCGAAACGAUCUGUUAACACGAGGCGAAUGUCUUAUGUAUGCCAACUUGAGCCAAAAUGGCAAAAUAUGCAGUCCGAUUUUCGGCGUCCACGAAUGCGAGGGUUCAUCGGAUGACCAGUAUCUGCUAAAACCACUCUCUAGAACUUACAUCGAUGUCAGAUGUUCAUGGGAGAAUCGAACGCUUCUGACCAAUAUCACAAAGAAUAUCCAUCUAAUCAGCCCCACACGAGCGGUUAUCAUCAAGCUGAAAGAGCGCAACGAUUCUCUCGAUCCGGUCCACCUUGAGGUCAUCAAUCCGAUUCGGAACCAGCUCAUCCAACUGCAUGUCUCAGAAGUGCGUACAACGCUAAUUUGCGCAAAGAUAUACGACAUUGGGGUGCUGCCAAAUCUGAUAUUUCUCGGGAUUCAGUCUGGAUUGGGCUUAGAGAUCCAGAAGAAACAUUUCUCGCGGAUGCCUCAGAUACGCAGCAUCAUAUUCGCGCACUGCACUAUUGCAGCGCUGGAGCCGUACACUUUUACUGAUUUACCACACUUGCAGAGCCUAUCGCUCGAAGACGGCGCCGCUUCCGAUCUGUCUCUGCUCGACGACCAUCCCGAUCCGGCCACAAAGCGCCGUCUCUAUCCGUACAUGUUCAGUGAAGACGGUUUAGAAAGUAUCCGGAAGUUGCAUUGUGAUUGCUCGUACGCUUGGUAUCGCAAUUUCCUCAAACAGAAGCCCAGUCUAAUCUUCGGCAGGGGACAGGGUGAAAUUGCUAUGGUGGGAAACUACAUGACGCCAUUCAUUAACAUGAUGGACGCGUUUUCGGCUGCCGUGCUCAAAAUAGACUGUGCGCAGAACAUUACUUAUCACAAUGUGCAGAGAAACCUUCGCGGUAGUCACUAUUCCUACAACACAUCUUGUUAUGACUUACAGUGCUGAUGCGAAACAAAAUUCUAAAAGCGCGUUCAUGUCUAGAAUAAUCGUCGGUAAAGCAAAUGAAAUUUAAUGACUGCAGUUUGCGAUGGUAAAUUUCAGUUCAUCGGUAAUGUUUGAUAACGGACGAUGAAUGUCUUGAAUACCGAGUUAUUAUUAACAGUU